AUGCCACGCAACAAUCGCCUUUCUAUGGACGAGCAGGCUGAAAUCGACGUCAUGCGCGACCUGGGAUGGAGUGUUCGCCGGAUGAGCCAGCGGAUCGACCGCUCUCGAGACUGCAUUGCACGGUAUUUGCGGAAUCCACUCGCGUAUAAUACGAAAACUUUAACCGGAAGACCGAAGAAGCUGAGCGAACGUGAUCGCCGUUCAAUUCUUCGAUUGGCGUCGAACAGCACGAAGACGGCUAGCGAAAUCAGGGAAGAAUUGGGGCUCCAA
Ostertagia ostertagi is the source of this 270-nucleotide messenger RNA. The record is from the annotation of a GenBank genome assembly. NCBI's taxonomy places the organism in Eukaryota, Metazoa, Nematoda, Chromadorea, Rhabditida, Trichostrongylidae.